AUGUCACAGUCAGCAAAGAAAGCUUUCAUCACGGAAAUCUUCGAGCGUGACAACCACACGGAAGAUGAAUAUUGCAAAUAUGAACGGAGCCUGAGUAAAUGCUACAGUACCACUGACGUCAGCCGAAGGGACUACAUCCGGGCAUGUAAACACUGUGGAGUCGUGCCUUUAUCCGCGUUUCUACGACAGCUAGGAGAAAGAAAAAUGUCUCUUAAGUUUCAACUUCUUUCUAAGAACGCCAUCAAGUGCUGUGCAAUCGCUUUACUUCGUAAUUUGGAUAUACAGUCAUUGGACUUUGAGGGUUGUCAGAUAGGGCUACCGGGAGCUAAAUAUAUUUACGAUCUACUGCAAAAGCGGACAAAUAUUACAGAAAUAAAUCUAAGUAGCAACAAGCUAGAAACAGAUGGUCUAAGAUGGAUGGUGCAGCUUCUGCAGUCAAACCAUCACAUCAAAUCCAUUAAUCUUUCAAACAAUCAGUUCAUGGACAGUGAUGCGAUGUAUAUUGCAGACAUGUUACACGGAGACAACAUUGUAAAUGAGCUAAAUCUAAGUCACAACAAAUUCUCCGAGGAGGGUGGACUGAUCAUAGGAAGUGCGUUAGGUUGUAAUGACACGAUUAAAAUACUAAAUCUAAGUUGGAACCAUUUGCGAGGAAGGGGAGCACAUGCCAUUGGACUAGGCCUGCAGAAAAACACAGCAAUUAAAAUCCUUAAUGUGUCCUGGAAUGGCUUUGAUGUUGCUGGAUGUCAUGGUCUUGCUCACGGUUUGGAGAAAAAUAACACACUGGUUGACUUGGACGUAAGCUCAAACAGAAUCGGCAUUACGGCAGUAAGCAAGCUAUUGGAAGGAAUGAAACGAAAUUCAUCACUUGAGAUUUUAAGGAUCGGAAACAACCCUAUAACAGCUCAGGGAUCUAUGGUUAUACUACAUACGUUAAACCGGAUUCCACAUAUCAAAUACGUUGAUUUUGGCUUGCAACCAGUUGACAUGGACUUUGUAACAACUUUGGUUAAGUACCAAAAGAGUCGCGAUCUACACGCUACCUAUGGGAAGGUUUGUCUGAAGCCUAUCGGAGAUGAUGGAGACCCUACGAUGUAUAUAUAUGGAGAUCCUGUCACCAUUAUGUUUGAGUUUACGAGGAUGAAGGAAGUAGAUGUUCUUGAUCUCUUCAUCACCUUUGACACAGACGGUAGCCAUUCCCUUUCUUGGGAAGAAUUCAAAGAAGGUGUACAGUUCAGUAAAAUGCCGGUCCGAAUGCGAGACUUGGAUACCAUCAUUAAAAGAAUAGACAUUAAUUUGGACGGAGAAAUAAACUUUUCCGAAUUAAUGAUCGCCCAAAAGGAGCACAACUUGCGAGUGAAGAAGUUGAUGGAAAAGGGAGAACGAGUAUUUUUACAGAGUGAGAUAGGUUACGUGCAUCAAGAACUACUUAAGUGGUUUGAGGACAAGGGAGUUACGCUAAAACAUUACAGCAUUAUGUUGAAUAUGCAAAGUGCCGAGACUAAAGAAACAUCGAAUAACACUUGAAUGUACCCUCCGAAUGUUUCA
This is a messenger RNA of Ostrea edulis (European flat oyster), 1548 nucleotides long. Its product is annotated as leucine-rich repeat-containing protein 74B-like. Gene Ontology annotation, molecular function: protein binding; calcium ion binding. Bases 1 to 1527 code for a protein of 508 amino acids. NCBI's taxonomy places the organism in Eukaryota, Metazoa, Mollusca, Bivalvia, Ostreida, Ostreidae. The record is from RefSeq and is a predicted model, not a curated record. The transcript has 12 exons.